UUAUAGCAGCUUCAGCGUCGUGUUCUUGGAUUCUAUAUCGGAAGACGUCAAUUUAUUUUAAUAUUUCUUCAAGACAUCGAUGCACAUUUUACGGCAAAAUAAUGAAUCUCUCGGAAUCUGUUGGCUUCUUUAUACUGUUACUUCUGUCUUUAUUGAAAUUUUCCAUUGGUCAGACUUCAUAUUCCGUCUCGGAGGAGGCGAAUAAAGGAACCGUGAUCGGAAAUAUAGCAAAAGAUCUCAAGAUAAGUGCUCAGGAACUAGAAUCCCGCAUGUUUCAGAUUAUGCCUGGAUUAAAUGCAAAGUAUUUUGAUGUAAAUGUGAAAACGGGGUCGCUGUUUGUCAAAGACAGGAUUGAUCGUGAGGAGUUGUGUGGCGUUAAUCAGAAAUGUGCACUGAAUUUAGAGGCUCUUGCUCAGAAUCCUCACAGACUUUAUCGACUUGAAAUUGUAAUUGUGGAUGUGAACGACAAUGCUCCAGUUUUUCCAAACAGCACAUAUAUUCUUAGCGUUACAGAAAAUGCGAUUGAGGGGGACAGAUUUCCUCUUCCAGUUGCAAAAGAUUUAGAUGUCGGCAGUAAUGCUCUAAAAGACUACAAACUCAGUUCAAAUGAACAUUUUUCCUUAGAUGUUCAUAGCGGGCAAAGGAGUAUAUAUGCUGAGUUAAUACUACAGAAAGCUUUAGACAGAGAAAAGCAAGCUGUUAUUCAUUUAAUACUAACGGCUAUUGACGGAGGGAAACCUCCAAAAUCUGGAACUUUGAGUAUUGUUGUUAAUGUUAAAGAUAUAAACGAUAAUAAACCUGUUUUCAGCAAAUCUUUAUACAAAGUUAAAGUGAAGGAAAACACGCCAGUUGGAACUAAAAUAAUCUCUGUAUCAGCCAGAGAUUUGGAUGAGGGCAUUAACAGCGAAAUUCAAUAUUCAUUUCUUGGACACGGAAAUAACGACGAACUGAACCGUUUUACAAUUAAUACCAAUUCUGGAGAAAUUACUGUUCAAGGUCAAAUUGAUCACGAGGAAGACUCUGCAAUUGAACUGCGUGUUCAGGCAAGUGAUAAAGGCAGUCCUUCAAAAAGUACACACUGUAAAGUUUUAAUAGAAGUUGUGGAUGAGAAUGAUAAUGCCCCAGAGAUAGUUACAACUCCACUGAUGGAAAGUGUAAAAGAGGACGCAAAAUCAGGAACCGCUGUUGCUUUAGUCACAGUUUCUGAUAAAGAUAUGGGUAAAAACGGCAUUUUACAUUGUGCUUUAAAGGGUUCGUUCCCUUUUAAACUGGAGACAUCAUACAAUAAUCAUUAUUCUCUAGUGGUAGAUGGACCACUGGACAGAGAGAGUGUUUCUCAGUAUAACAUCACUAUUACAGCUGCAGAUGAAGGAACUCCGCCUCUUUCCAGCAGCACAGUUAUAACUGUUCAUAUCUCUGAUGUUAAUGACAAUGCUCCACAUUUCUCAGCACCCGUUAUUAACGCUUUUCUAAGUGAGAAUAGUCAAGCUGGAGGUCUCGUGACAAAAGUGACUGCUGAUGAUUCAGACACUGGUGAGAACGCAGAACUUUCAUAUUCACUGUUAGACAGUUCCAGCUCUAGCAUUCCUGUAACAACACUGAUAAAUAUCAACUCUUUAAGUGGAGAAAUAUUCAGUUUGCAAUCAUUUAAUCAUGAAGAGACCAAAAGAUUUCAAUUUCAAGUUAUGGCAACAGACACUGGUGUUCCUCCUCUGAGCAGUAAUGCGACUGUAAAUGUGUUUAUUCUGGAUGAGAAUGACAACAGUCCAGUUAUUUUAGCACCUUAUUCUGAACCUGGAUCAGUUAAUACUGAGAACAUCCCCUACUCUGCUGAAGCGGGAUACUUUGUAGCCAAGAUCAGAGCCGUUGAUGCUGACUCUGGAUAUAACGCACUUCUGUCUUACCAUCUUACUGAACCCAAAGGAACUAAUCUCUUCCGCAUUGGAAGCAGCACUGGAGAAAUAAGGACUAAGAGACGAAUGAGUGACAAUGACUUAAAAACUCACCCACAGAUUAUUACAGUGUCUGAAAAUGGAGAGCCAUCGCUCUCAGCGACUACGUCCAUGGAUGUUGUGGUUCUCGAGAGUCUGGAUGACAUAAAGACAUCAUUCAGAGAAGUUCCUGUUAAAGAGGAGAGUUUUUCAGAUCUGAAUCUGUAUCUGCUCAUCGCUAUUGUCUCAGUAUCAGUCAUCUUUUUACUGAGUCUCGUGGGUUUGAUAGCAGCUAAAUGCUACAGGACAGACAGCAGUUUCAGCAGGUACGGCGCUCCAGUGAUCAACACACAUCCAGACGGCAGCUGGUCCUUCUCUAAAUCUACUCAACAGUACGACGUGUGUUUUAGUUCAGACACAAUAAAGAGUGAUGUAGUGGUUUUCCCUUCGCCGUUUCCACCAGCAGACGCGGAGCUGAUCAGCAUUAACAGUGAAGAUACUUUUACGCGCACUCAAACUCUUCCUACCAACGAGAAGCCCAAAGGCCCAAAUGCUGACUGGCGUUACUCUGCGUCGCUGAGGGCAGGAGUGCAGAGUUCUGUGCAUAUGGAGGAGGCAUCAGCUGUGAUGCAAGGAGCGCAAGGCAUGCUGGUCCAGAAUUGGCCCACGGUUUCCAGCGCAGCAGAUGGUGAAGGAGAGGGGCAGCUGUCUCCUCCUGUUGGAGCUGGAAUCAACAGUAACAGCUGGAGCUUCCGCUAUGGUGCGGGCCCCGGAUACGGCCCUCCACAAGCCCUAAAGCCGGGAGAGAUUCCCCCUGAAGCCUUCAUCAUUCCCGGCUCUCCGGCCAUCAUCUCCAUCCGGCAGGACCCAGGUGCCGUGGAUGAUAAGGGCGAGUUCAUCACUUUCGGGAAGAAAGAGGAGUCUAAGAAGAAGAAAAAGAAGAAGAAGGAAAAGAAGGACAAGAAGGAUAAAGGGAAAGAUGAUGGCGAGGAGUAAUGAAGAACGUCCCACUACAAUAUUAAAGCUAUCAACUUGCGUUUGUAGCAAAUAAUGACAGAAAGAGAAAACCAAAAAUACUGAAAACAUUAAGAGAGGAGAAAAUUCCUUCAAUAUACCAUAUCUACAAAGUCCAGGCUGAAAAGAGUUUGCUCUAUGUGCAGACACAUAUAAAUAACACAAAUUAUCCCAGUGAACAUUUACAUGACUAUAAUUGGCUAUUUUUAUAGUUCUAACCCAUCUAAGAAAGACUCUGCAGUCUACAAAAUAAAAAAACCCAGCCCACUCACGCCUUGUAAAUGAUAUUUUCAUCCACAGCAAAGGAUGUCCCUCUCUCUUAAAAGGAUCAAACUAAUUUCCAGUUAAACUGGAUAUGAACUCAUCCAAGAGUUUUCUCUGCCUUCGUCCCUCAUCUUCAUAUGGGAAAGAAACAACCUCCCCGGGCCCCCAUCUCACGUCUUGAUCUGCAAGGAAUAAAACUUUCCAGACACAAAUUUGACUGCACCUUCACCAAAAAGACCGGUGUCUGAUUUCUAUAGCAGAUCUAAAAGUAAGAGAUAGGAAUGUAGCAGUCAAAUCAACUCCUGAAAUAUUCUAGAAAAGAACAAAGAGAUCGCUACUGAUUCUGCUCCCGAACAAAUCUCAGAACGACACUUUACUCAGCAUUUUUUGUAAGAGCAAUCCAAUACUCUAAUACAAUCCAAAAUUAUGCACAUCCAAGAUAUGUAGAAAUACAAAUCGAAAAAUAUGAUGCAUAAACCUAGAGAUUGUUGCUCUCUAAAGCAUUACAGGCUGUCCGCACACUGGACAGCUAAAGGACUGAAGCACAACAGCCUCUCAAAAGUCUGUAAAAUAGUGCUCAUCGCUUCAUUUAAAAAAAAGUCAACUUCCUUUGCUGCAGUUUUGAAUGUCUGAUAGCCGUCAUCCCACUUUCCGCCAGCUUUAAGUCUUAUUCCAGCUACUUUCCAACAGCUUACACCCUUUGCAUCUCUGAUGAUAUCCGAGUUUGUUCCCUAAGUCUGUAGACACUGUACAAAAGGUGCUUGUUGCUUCAUUUCAAAACUCACUAAAUUGAUUUGCUGCCGUUUUGAAUGUUUGAUAGGCGUCAUCUUAUUUCGUCCCAUCUGUAUAAUCAUAGUCCAGCUACUUUUUUUCCUACAGCUUGUAACUAACAUUGCCAUCCUCCCUUUAUCAGAUGUGCUGUGCUGGCCUCAUGUCAGUACUGCCCCCUGGUGGUGCGUGUAGUAUAAUGUAACAGGAAAGAGCAGAAAAAAAGCCACUCCUUCUGCAGGACACAUAAGCACAUGUACUGGCCCCUACAUUCAAGUAUAAAUUCAAUAUACACCCGUGUUUAUGCUUUGACAGCAGUGGAGCUAACCGUGGACUAUGCAGCUAUGCUUAUGGAGAAGUUUAGCCAUGGCGUAUGGUGCUUUCUAGAACGAUGAUAGAGGGUUAGCGGAGAUUAGACUGAGGAACUAUAGCAGAGGGCAGUAUAGAGUUUUUCUACUGUAUAUAAUUAUUGUCGAAACAUAGCUUCAUGACAUUUUUGUAAAUAAUGGGAACAUUUUCUUAACAUUCUGACAUCAUGAUUAAGGUUUCAGUUUGUUUUCGUUCUUUUUUUAGAGGGAGCACAUCUCUUCUUUUCUUUAAAUAUACUGUUAAGUAAAGGAGAGAUGUUUGUGCUGCUAUGAGGCCGUUUCAUCACACAUACACACACACACGCACACAGACACACACUCCAGUCUCUUUCAGGUGUGGUUCAGUGCUGUCAGAUCACCAAGUGACUGUUUUGCAUGUUAAACGCAAUUAAAAACAGAAAUUAUAUAUAGAUAUUAAUGAACAGAUAUGUUUUUUCAUAAUUAUUUUUUUUCUCGUGUAUAACAGAACCGGAGAUGUGCAUCAUCUCUGCUUAAGUAUGGAAAUAUAAAUCAGAUUAUUCACGCAGACAUACACUGAUUGCAUACAUGAAGUGAGCGUAAAAAGAAGACACAGAAACGAUGUCGGCUCUGUGGCGGUCAACAUUGACAUUUACAUUCUAGGUAUAUGUAAUGCUGUAGUGUUAUGGUCUAAAUUGCUUUUCUUUAAGAUCUUAUGAUUUUUUGCAACUUGAAAGGAUCAAUCCUUUGUUUUGUGCUAGGCUUUGAAAUCAAUAACACUGUAAUGUGAAACAGUUCAUACGUCCCUAUGAUAUAAACCUCUCCCUUCAACAACAAAAUGAUAAAAAAAAAAUUACAAAAAUUUCAAAAACGAUAAAAGAGAAAAUAAAAAGGUCUAUGUAUUCUGCUUGUGUGUGGUAAUUAUAUAUCAGCUCAUGCAGUGCCUAGGUGGCACUAAGCUUUUGACUUUGACAGUGCAAAUCUGUUGGACUUUUUUGUACACCUGCUCAUCAGUGUAAUGGUGUUUAUUAUUUUAUAUUACUUUAAGAAAUCUGGUAAUGUGUUUUGUUUAUAAAUCACAAAUAAAGUUUUCUUUCAUAAGU
This is a messenger RNA of Danio rerio (zebrafish), 5406 nucleotides long. RefSeq names its product protocadherin 1 alpha 4 (gene pcdh1a4). Gene Ontology annotation, biological process: anatomical structure morphogenesis; cell adhesion; homophilic cell-cell adhesion. NCBI's taxonomy places the organism in Eukaryota, Metazoa, Chordata, Actinopteri, Cypriniformes, Danionidae. Gene Ontology annotation, molecular function: calcium ion binding. The record is from RefSeq and is marked validated. Gene Ontology annotation, cellular component: plasma membrane; membrane.